CGAUUAUUGACAUAAUAUUUCCCAUACACUGAAGCAUUUUUUGGGGGAACAUUUUUUUUCUUUCAUCGUUAAGGUAAUUUAUCAUAGCAAAUAUAAACAAAAGUACAUAAAUUGCUGAGACCAUUAUCUAUUGUCAAUUCACGUGUGGAAAAAUGGGCACCGAAGUGAUAAAUGUUAGUUUUGAUGUGUUACAAGAAGAGCUCGACAAAGCAAAAUCAACUCUAAAAGGUUUAAAUGACAACAUCAGGCGAAUCAGUGGCCGAGAGCCACCCGAUCAAUUGAGAGGAGACCGCAAGCGUACGUUAGACAGACGGGCCGAUAGAGAUCGUAAUGACUAUGCCGCCCAAUUAGAUUCACGGAAUCGAUUGAAUCGAGACAGAGAAAGAGAUCGUGAUAGAGAUCGGGAUGGUUCACCGCCGCCGGCAAAACGAAAGCCAGAAACAAAAUCGGUGUUUAGUCGAUUGUCAGGACCAUCAAGUGGUCGUGAUGAUGAUGCAAAACCAAAAUUAAAUUCACGUAUUAUACGGGAGCUGCCGACCAAAGAAGAAAUUGUCGAAGCACAGGGUAGUGAUCCAGCAUCACGGGCUCGUAAUCGUCGGAUGUUUGGUUCGUUGUUAGGUACAUUGCAAAAAUUUUGUCAGGAAGAGUCACGUCUUAAACAAAAAGAACAGAAAAAAGCACAAAUCGAAAAGAAACUGGAAGAUCAACAGAAUCAAGAACGUGAAAUUAUGAAAAAAGAACGACAAAAUUUGUACAACAAUCGAAAGCGACAACAAAUGGAAAUUAAGAUGUUGGAAAAUAAAAUGAAUUUGAUGAAAGAGUUUGGCACAUGGGAAGAAUCAAAAAAGCCGCUUAUGAAUUUCAUUCGAACGAAGACCAAACCACGUAUUUACUAUUUGCCAAAAGUUAUGGAUAAACGCACCGAACGCAAAUUGGAUGAAUGUAAACGUGAUAUUGAAAAACAAAUUGAAAAGCGGCGUGCUGAGGUUAACGAAGAAAUGGCCGAAAUUGUUAAUCGUUUUGAAGCCGCAACGGAAACACUGCAACCAAUGUCCGAUUCGCAUAAUGACAGUGCUCAAAAUAAUUCGUCAUUGUUCGAACAAAGUUCAUCGAACAAUCAUACGGAGGACGAUAGUUAUUAUUCAAAUAACUUUAAAUCGGUUGGUGGCAAACGUAACGAUGAAUCGCUGAAUCAUGGGAAUGAUAGCAGCAACGAUGAUGAUGAUGAUGCCGAUACAAACGAUGAAGAAAGUCACUCCAAAAAGGUCGUAAACAUCAAAGUUGAAAAAGAUGAUGAACAAUUUGAAAAGAGUGAAGCUAGUUUAUUGAUUUCGGAAGUACAGCAUUCCGAUAAUGAGGAUAAUGAAUCGAAACCACAACGAAGUCGUUCAUCCAGUCAAACUUGAACCACACACAAUUUUGAGCAAAGUUCAAUUUUUAUGUAAACAAACAGUACCGACAACACACACAAACACAUAUACAUUCACCGUACUGAGGAGUCAUUCUCUUUUCUGUUUCAAUCGAUACAUUUUAUUUUAUUGAAAUUGUUUGAACUGGCAAGUUUUUUUUUUCGUUCCACAAAGAAAAAAGCCCGAGGUGAUCGCUGUUAGAAAAUUGAGACAAAAAAAAUCACAACAACCGAUCUACAACUGCAGCCAUCCACAAUUUUUGAAAGACAAAUACAAUAGUAACAAUAAUAAGAAAACAAAUAAUCACACUUGACAAAACAAAAAAAAUUUAUGCCGAUUUCGAAUGAGGAGUCUUGCAUUUUGAAGAAAAAAAAAACAGUUCUAUUUUAGUUUGUAUUUCCAACCUUUUAUGUUUAGCGUGUAUCUCAUUGGUUUUAUAUGCUAUAAAUCAAAUA
Messenger RNA from Contarinia nasturtii (swede midge), 1864 nucleotides. It is a transcript of the gene Pnn, whose product is annotated as pinin. Lineage: Eukaryota; Metazoa; Arthropoda; Insecta; Diptera; Cecidomyiidae. Bases 153 to 1406 code for a protein of 417 amino acids. Gene Ontology annotation, cellular component: catalytic step 2 spliceosome. The record is from RefSeq and is a predicted model, not a curated record. The transcript is spliced from 4 exons.